AAAAAUAUUAAGUAUACGGAAUGUUCCCUCAUUUUUAUUAUAUAAAAAAUAAGUAAUACGUGUAGUAGUUUAGGAUUCUCAUCACAAAGUUAACAAUGUUGGUUGCUAAUUGUGUACGAGGAAUACGGGUUACUAACAUUAAUGUUCGCCAAAUAAGAACAUUAGCCCCCGAAACAUAUACGUUGAUCAAGGAUUCUGCUAAAUUCCUUAUAAACACAGCUGAACGCCAUAUUUUUGGACCAUCAGCAGAGGAGAUUGUCCGGGAUGUUGACUUGAGAGAUAAGAAUUGUCUGGUCACUGGCGCCAAUAGUGGUCUCGGACUUGAGAUGACUCGCUGCCUCAACGCGCAAGAUGCCCACGUUUAUAUGGCUUGUAGAAACACGUACGCGGCCGAUAUCGCCAGCAAGAAAGUCUGUAAGAACUUGGAUCGGUUGAGUAUAGGAGAAGUAAACUUAGCUUCUCUUUUAUCUGUAAAGAAGUUUACGAUCGGCUACUGGCAGAAAACAAAAAAUUCGACAUUGUAAUUGUAAAUGCCGGUGUUUUUGGAAUCCCACGGACAAUCACGGAAGACGGAUUGGAAACAAUAUUUCAAGUCAAUUAUUUGAGUCAAAUAUACAUGCUCAUGAACAUUGAGAAACUCUUAGCUCCUAAUGCCCGCGUAGUGUUUCUGACCUCAGAAUCUCACAGGUACGUGAACUGGCCUUUAGAGAAAAGGUUAAUGCCGACCGAGGAGAUGCUUUCAUUACCAGAGCAUGAUUACACAUCAAUCAAGGCUUUCAACGUGUCCAAGCUGUGCUGCAUCUUCGCCAUGCACUACCUCGGCUACCGGUGGAUGAACGCGGGCCGGGGCGUGUUCAGUGCGACCCCCGGCUCCUUUAUUAGAACAAAACUGUGCAGCAAUUGGUGGGUCUAUGAAUUGCUGUAUUUGAGCAUGCAGCCGUUCAACAAGUCUAUUUCCCAAGCCGCCGCCACGCCCUUGUACUGCGCAACCUCGCCCGAGCUGGAAGGGACGACAGCCGCGCACUUCAAGAACUGCAAGCGUUGCGAGGAGAGCGAGCUGGCGCUCGACUCCCACCUCUCCUUCCGACUGUUCGACAUGUCGAUGCGCAUGAUCGAGGAGCGCGUGCGCCACUUCGACAGCCCACUGCUCGAGGCCACGGAACCUAAGCCGGAGCACACUGAAAAAGAGCCUAAGGAACCUAUCGAGGAUGAACUCAUGUCUAGCUGCUCAGGUUAAAACAUUUAGAUUAAUAGGCGUACGAAGCAGCGGGACUGACUGCAAUGAGGUUGAUAUUUUUUGCUUCUGUUUUUAUUUUGACGGUUUGAGACUAGCGUUUUUCUGCGCGUGUUCUUUUGGCGUUACUCGCGAGCUAAGUACCUUUAUUUUGGUAUUCAGCUCGGUCCUAUUGGUACGCAUUGCCACAAAUCUUAUGGGUGCGUAUAAAACGCUAGUCUGAAACAGACCUUAUACACCUCAUACAUUAGUUCUGUGUAUUACGUAGGGAACUUUUAAGUCGUUCUAUAAAUAAAUUAGUACGUGAUU
Molecule: messenger RNA, 1543 nt
Organism: Leguminivora glycinivorella
Lineage: Eukaryota; Metazoa; Arthropoda; Insecta; Lepidoptera; Tortricidae
Product: WW domain-containing oxidoreductase-like
Exons: 6
Coding region: 617-1237 (206 amino acids)
Source: RefSeq, a predicted model, not a curated record